Myxocyprinus asiaticus (Chinese sucker) is the source of this 3268-nucleotide messenger RNA. Its product is annotated as protein-glutamine gamma-glutamyltransferase 2-like. The record is from RefSeq and is a predicted model, not a curated record. The transcript is spliced from 13 exons. Lineage: Eukaryota; Metazoa; Chordata; Actinopteri; Cypriniformes; Catostomidae. Gene Ontology annotation, biological process: peptide cross-linking. The coding region runs from base 69 to 2105 and encodes 678 amino acids. Gene Ontology annotation, molecular function: protein-glutamine gamma-glutamyltransferase activity.
AGGCGCGCGUCAGCGUGAGCGCGCAUAGUGAAUUUCACCCUACAGCAAAACAUCACAACAUUAACAACAUGGCUUUAGAUAUUGGCACCUGGGAUCUGGCAUGUCAGUUCAAUAACACUGACCACCACACAGAGCUGAACGGCACCGAUCGACUGAUCGUGAGGAGAGGACAGCCCUUCACCAUUAAUCUGUAUCUCAACUCUGGUUCUUACCUGCCGGGAGUCAGUCAACUUCAAAUCAUAGCAGAGACCGGCCCUCAGCCUGCAAUGCAAUACGGCACCAGGGCCGUGUUUAGCCUCAGCGAUGAGAUCGACAGCACGUGUUGGAGUGCUGCAGUGACCAGUCCACCUGGGGACACCAUUUGCCUUUCUGUCUGCCCUGCCCCUGAUGCUCCCAUUGGCCGAUAUGUCCUAACUUUAGAUGGCUGUGUCCAGUUUGAUUUCAUACUGCUGUUCAACCCGUGGUGUCCAAGAGAUGUGGUGUACAUGGACAGCGAAGAUAAACUGGUGGAGUAUGUUUUGGCUCAGGAUGGGAUCAUCUUCAGGGGCGAUGCUGAUUAUCCCGUCCCGUUGGCCUGGGAUUUUGGACAGUUUGAGGAAGGCAUCCUGGAUGCUUGUUUGAGAAUCCUGGACAUGAACCCUAAACACCAGAGAAACCCGGGGAAAGACUGCUCUGGACGUAGAAAUGUCAUUUAUGUCACUCGAGUUCUCAGUGCGAUGAUAAACAGUAAUGACAGAGAUUCUGGCGUACUGGAGGGCUGCUGGAAAGAGUCAUUUGAAGGUGGAAUGAGCCCCAUGUCCUGGAGGGGGAGCGUUGAGAUUCUGAGGACGUGGAACAGCACUUCCUGUUUGCCCGUGCGCUACGGCCAGUGCUGGGUGUUUGCAGCUGUUGCCUGCACGGUGUCUCGAGCUCUUGGGAUUCCAUGCCGGGUGGUAACAAACUACUUUUCAGCCCACGAUACAAACAGCAACCUUGUGAUCGAACGUUACAUCAAUGAAAGAGGUGAAACAGAGAGUGUCAGCAGAGAUAUGAUAUGGAACUAUCACUGCUGGGUUGAGAGUUGGAUGACCCGACCUGACCUCUCAUCUGGUUUUGAUGGGUGGCAGGCGAGUGACCCGACACCACAGGAGAAAAGUGAAGGUGUGUUCUGUUGUGGACCAGUCCCUGUACGGGCAGUAAAGGAAGGAGAGCUCACAUUAAAGUAUGACGCUGCAUUUGUUUUUGCGGAGGUGAACGCAGACCUAGCGUUCUUCCUGAAGUAUAAAGACGGCAGUACAAGAAAAAUCGUGAAUGACCAGAAGGUUGGACAGAAGAUCAGCACUAAGAGUGUGGGCUGUGAUGUGAGAGAAGAUAUCACACACCUGUACAAAUAUCCUGAAGGUUCAGCGGAGGAGCGGAAGGUUUUUGAGAAAGCCAAACACCAGAACAAGUUGAAUCAACAGCAGGCGAACGCCGGGCUAUACGUCACCAUCAAGCUCUCCUCCGGGAUCAGGAAGGGCUGCGACUUUGAUGUGUUUGCAGUUGUGACAAAUAACACAGUGGAAGAGAAGAAGUGUCGUCUUGUGUUUGCAUCCCGCGCCGUGUCUUAUAAUGGAGUCACUGGACGAGAGUGCGGCUUUAAAGAUCUGCUCAAUGUGGAACUAUUGCCAGGAGCAGAAAGGAAGGUUCCUCUGAGGCUGAACUACAGUAAAUACUGUAAUAAUCUAAUGGAGGAUAAUCUAAUUCGUCUAGGCGCUCUGCUCAUUGACUACAGCACCAGAGAAGCUGUCAUGGCCAUGAGAGACAUUGUAGUGGACAACCCAGAUAUCAAAAUCAGGAUUCUUGGAGAACCCAAGGAGAACCGUAAGCUGGCAGCAGAACUUACGCUGCAGAACCCACUGCCAGAACCUUUACAAGGCUGCUGUUUCACUAUAGAGGGUGCAAACCUCACGGGCGGCUACAGCAUCACUGAGAAACUCGAGUCGAGCAUUGAACCCGGACAAGAGGCUAAAGUCAAAAUCUACUUCACUCCAACUCAGUGCGGCCUGCGCAAACUCGUAGUGGAUUUUGACAGUGACAAGCUGGGCCAUGUAAGAGGAUACAGGAAUGUUAUCAUUGGAAAAUAAGACCUUUCAACCUUUAAUGUGGUAGAGAAUGGAAAGUGGAAUCAUCUGUUUUUCUGUGUGCCACUUGUGAUUAUUGAGAGAGUAUUACUAUGUCUUUUAUAUACAGUAUAUUUCUAAGAAUGUGAAAAACAUUAAUUUCACACUACAAACUGGCUUCUAUAGCAUUUCAAACUGUCCACAGUAUGCCAUUUCUGAAAAUAGUAAAGUGUGGUACUCAGUAUGCAUGGAUAUAUGGGUCAUUGACAAAUAAGGUCAUCCGGGGUAAAAAUAUGUUUUAAAAAUCAAAGAAAUGUAAUAUUUGUGUCCAUGUUUGUUUAAUUAAAAAAAAAAAAAAAACCUUUAUAACAUUUGUUACAAUAUAUAUAUAUAUAUAUAUAUAAUUACUUUAAUAAUGUCAAACGUAUCUAUGAAUUAUGCAUUAAUAAGUAAAAAUGCAUUAAAAUAGUUGCACCUUGUGCCUCAAUACAUGAGAGUUUACACAACUUAAUCAUUAAACAAAAACACUUUCAGACAUAUUUUCCAAGGUAAAAAUAAAUAAAUAUAUGUUUUGCAAAUAUUUUGAAUUUUUGAGUCAUGAAUAUGGAGACGUUUUCUCAGGGUUACACCAAAUGACCCGAGUAAAAUAUUUUCCUUUCAUAAAAUUGCCAAAUAAUUAAAAGUCGAAAGGGUUUUUCACAUGAUAUCAGAUGUGUAUUCAAGUAAUUAUCUUGAGUGCCAUUUUUAGUGUAUUUUUCAACAACUUAAUAGAUCCAGACAAAAAAAUGGCAUCACAUCAUUGACCCAUUCACAAAAAAAAAAGAAAAAAAAAAUGUAUGCAUUUUAAUUUCAUAACAAAUUGAACUGUGUAAACUUUUAGAGUUUAAAAUCAUAAACUUUUGUUAAAGAUUACACAAUUCAGUUUGAUGGCUAAAUAUUUUUGUGUUUAUGUCAAAUCUUUUCAUUUGUACCUUAAACAUGCCACAUCCCUGGAUGUUUGAAAGCUUAAAUGUUGGUAUUGCAUAUUAAGAAGUAUUACCCUGCAAUUAAAAAGAAAAUUAUGAAUGAAUGAAAGAAAUUGAAAAUCAGUGUGACUUUCAUUGACUGUGAACAUAUGUCUUGUGUUUUGUCUUAUGUAUCAUUGUAUUCCGAGAUUACUUUUUAUUAAAAGGAAUAUUUACACAUCA